Felis catus (domestic cat) is the source of this 5097-nucleotide messenger RNA. RefSeq names its product membrane bound O-acyltransferase domain containing 4 (gene MBOAT4). Gene Ontology annotation, molecular function: serine O-acyltransferase activity. The transcript is spliced from 3 exons. Gene Ontology annotation, biological process: lipid modification; peptidyl-serine octanoylation. Gene Ontology annotation, cellular component: endoplasmic reticulum membrane. Lineage: Eukaryota; Metazoa; Chordata; Mammalia; Carnivora; Felidae. The record is from RefSeq and is a predicted model, not a curated record. The coding region runs from base 2417 to 3724 and encodes 435 amino acids.
UUUAAAGCAGCCGUUUAGUCUAAUCCAGCGCACAUCAUGAUGACCUCAUUGUACUCCAUCAUUCUUUUUCAGUCUGCUUUUCGGUCUCUGCCUGGGCCCUUUUCGUUCAGUGUGAGCUCAGCUCUUGCUGGGUGAGCUCAACAUUCCCAUAAGUACCCUCCUACCUGCUGACUUUCUCGGGUUAAUAUCUCUAGUUCUGUCCUCUUACCGAGCUUCAUACAUGGUUAUUUCAUUGCAUCCUCCACUUGGAUGCCUCAAAGUCGUAUCAAACCUAAAACGUCCGGGGCAGAGCUUUUGAUUUAUACCCCUUAGUUGAUGCUUUGCUCUCCACCUCAGUAAAGAGAUCCACCAUUCACUUAAAAUUGCUCAAGCUAGAAACUCAAUAGGCAUCUUAGACUUUCCUCACCUCCCCGUAUAUAAUUCGUAUAUAAUUCACCGGCAAGACUUCCACCUCCCUAAUGCAAUCUCAGCCGCCAUCUCUCCCGGGGUGUCCCCCAUCCCCUUCCCACCGCCUUCCCACCUCCCUCAUUCUCCUGUCGCCAGAAUCAUCCUUUAUCUUAUUUUUAAUUUUUUUCAAUGUUUUUAUUUUUGAGAGAGACAGAGUGUGAGCAGAGUAGGGGCAGAGAGAGGAAGACACAGAAUCCAAAGCAGACUCCAGGCUCUGAGCUGUCAGCACAGAGCCCGACGCAGGGCUUGAACUCACCAACCGGAGAUCAUAACCUGAGUCGAAGUCAUACGCUUAAGCGACUGAACCUCCAACAAAAUCAUCCUUUAAAAACGAAUCCAAUUAUUGUACUUUCCAUUCUUUUCGUUUUUCUUCCUAACUCCUUUCUGUAACCUACCUCUGGACUAGAUCCAGCCCCUGACUACUUCUCUUGUUCAGUUCUUCUGACUACUUCUUCAUGUUCAGUUUCUCUUCCUCUUUCUCUAAUCACGCGUUCAUUCUCUAUGAAGCCAAGCUGACUGCCCCAGACCGCUUGCACCUGACCCUGCUCUCCACCCUGCCUUCCUAUGAUGGUUUAAGGCUCAGAUGUCACAUACUCUGUGUAUUGGUCAGGGUUCAACCAGAGAAACAGAACUGCUAGGAGUUAUAAAUUAAGAGGUUUAUUGCAAGGAAUUGGCUUACACAAUUGUGGGGGCUGGCUAGGCAAGUCAGAAGUCUGUGGGGCAGGCUGGAACUCUCAGGCAUGUGGUGUAGCUGCUGUCUGUAGGUGGAGUAUCUGCAGAGAAGCUCCAGGCCUGCUCUUAAAGCCUUUUAACUGAUUGGAUCAGUUCCACCCAGAUAAUCUGGGAUACUCUCCCUUCUUUAAAGUCAACUGGUUAUGGACUUCAAUCACAUCUACAAAACACCUUCACAACAUCACCUAGAUUGGUGUUUGGUUGAAUAGCUGGGAACUGUAGCCUAGUCUAGCUAAACUGAUACAAAAAACUAACCAUCACACUCAGAGACACCCUCUCUGGCCACCCAAUCAGAAAUAGGUCAUUCUUGCUCUACUGCUGGUUUUCUCCAUGGAAUAAGAAGAGGACCCAUCAUCCAGGUGCCUGGCUGGCUCAGUUGGUACUACAUGGGACUCUUGAUCUUGGUUGGGGUUGUAAGUUUGAACCCCAUCUUGGGGGUAGAGUUUAAAAAAAAAAACGCAAAAAAAGGACCCAUCGGCAGCUGUAAUUGUUUAUCUUAUUAUUUCCCCCAAAGACUUAGUUCCUUGAAAGUAGCCACAUGAAUUUGUCCCCAUUUACCCAGCACUGACCACAGUACCUGACACAUAAUAGAUACUAAAAAAAGAAAAUUGUUGAAUAAAUAUAUGGAUGAAUUUAAAACAUUCUAUUGUCCCCAAGCAUAUAAGCACCUGUUUUCAAACAAUGUCUGUCUAAAUUAAUUUGAAAGGCUUCCAUGGUGUAUGUAUUAAUCACAGUUCUCCAGAGAAACAAAACCACGGGAGAUUAUACACACACAGACACACACACGCACAUGCAUUUAUUUUAGGAAUUGGCUCAUGUGAUUAUGGUGGCUCCUUUCCUCGUUCACAUCCUUGCUUCUCCUUCCCAGCCAGCCAGUUGUCUGUCCACAACUGGAAAAUGACAUUUUUCUUUAACUUAGUGAAGAAAAUAUGACAGACAGAUGACUGGAAAGGCAAAUAACACAGUAUGUAAACUAAACGAGAAUUGUGAAAGCAAUGUUUUUUGUACGUUCUUAAUAUCACACCAAAACGCAUUUUGGUUUCUAUAGUGCAGUUCCCUUUAUCAGAAAGCCAACUUUUAUGCUGCUUCUCGCCAGUGCUUUUGUUUGCUCUUUACUCACCCACGCCUUCCUGAGCCAUAUAAGCAGAUCAAAGAGAACCUGGUUGAGAUUUCUCUUCCUGAAGGAAGGCACCUGUUAAGGACUCUGGAAAGGACAGUAUCUUUGUCCCAGUUCACAAUGGAUUGGCUUCAGCUGUUCUUCCUCCCUCCUGUAUCACUUUAUCAAGGGGCCGCUUUUCCUUUUGCACUUCUGUUUAAUUAUCUCUGCACUGUGGAUUCAUUUUCCACCCCUGCCAGGUACCUCUUUCUCCUGGCUGGAGGCGGGGCCCUGGCCUGGGCUGCUAUGGGUUCCUUCGCCGCGCUUGUCCUCAUCCCUGCUCUGUGCGCUGGGGUUCUGAUUUCCUCUCUCGGCCCCCGGGAUGUCCACAGGUGGGCUUUCUUCUUUCAGAUGAGCUGGCAGACGCUGUGUCACCUGGGUCUGCACUAUACUGAAUAUUACCUGCAAGAACGUCCUUCCAUGAGGUUCUGCAUCACUCUUUCCUCCCUCAUGCUCUUGACCCAGAGGGUCACAUCCCUCUCUCUGGACCUUUGUGAGGGAAAAGUGAAGGCAGAAGCAAGAGGCAUCAGGGGCAGAAGCUCUGUUCUUGAACAUCUGUGGAAGACAUUGCCCUAUUUCAGCUACUUGCUCUUUUUCCCUGCUCUCCUAGGAGGCUCCCUGUGUUCCUUCCAGAGAUUUCAGGCUCGUGUUCAAGGGUCCAGCAGUUUGGGUCCCAGGCGCUCUGUCUGGGCUCUGACCCGGAUGGGUCUGCAGAUUCUGGGCCUCGAGUGCCUAAAGGUGGUCCUGAGGAAGGUGGUGGGUGCAGGAGCAGGUCUGACUGACUGCCGGCAACUCCAGUGCAUCCGUGUCAUGUGGUCCACAGCCGAGCUCUUCAAACUCACCUACUAUUCCUGCUGGAUCCUGGAUGAUGCGCUCCUCCAUGCAGCAGGCUUUGGACCUGAAUUUGGUCAGAGCCCUGCUGGGGAGGGAUACGUCCCUGAUGCGGACAUUUGGACACUGGAAACAACCCACAGGAUAUCCCUGUUCACGAGAAAGUGGAACCAAAGCACAGCUGGGUGGCUCAGACGCCUCAUAUUCCAGCACGGCAGGGCCUGGCCGUUGCUGCAGACAUUUGCCUUCUCUGCCUGGUGGCACGGGCUCCAUCCAGGACAGGUGUUUGGUUUCCUCUGCUGGGCUCUGAUGGUGGAAGCUGAUUACCUAAUCCACACCUUUGCCAACUUGUCUAUCAGAUCCUGGCCGAUGCAGCUGCUCUAUAGAACUGUCACCUGGGCCCACACCCAGCUCAUCAUGGCCUAUAUAAUGCUGGCGGUGGAGGUCAGGAGCCUCUCCUCUCUCUGGCUGCUGUGUAAUUCUUACAACAGUGUCUUUCCCAUGGUGUAUUGUGUUUUGCUUUUUCUAUUAGCGAAGAGAAAGCAUAAAUUGACCUGAUAUCUUUCCCCAGCCUUCAUCUUAUACAUCCAUGAAAUAGAGUUUAAAAAGUGCCAGAUGGUGUGUUGAUGAUGCAUAUGCUUGAACUUUUCCAUACUAGAAGGUUUUUUUUUUUUUUUUCCCAAGUAUUGGAUGUGUAUACCUCAUGUCUUGCCAUAGAAAUUUGGGCAUCUACUUUAACAAGCUAUUAUACUGGUACCAAAGUCCCGCCCCCCCCCCCAAAAAGAGACAAAGACAUGGUUUCUUCCCUUGGGGCUUACAGUGUAGGUGUGGAAACAACAUUUAGGUAAGGGGAUAGAUAAAAACAUUAGGUAUUGUGAACCAAAUGACAAACAGUAUAUACAUGGACACCUAAACAUUGAGUGUCCAAUUGGUCCACUUGAUCCUGGACUGUGAGUUCAGCAAGACAAAAACAACAAAAACAAAAACUUAAGUCAGGGGCACCUGGUUGGCUCAGUCACUAGAGCAUGUGACUCUUGAUCGCGAGGUCGUGAGUUCUAGUCCCGUGUUGGGUGUAGAGAUUACUUUAAAAACAACAACAACAAAAACCCUCUAAAUCAUAUAAUUGUGUGGGUUUGUUACAUGAACUAGAGGCUCGUGAUCCGUAAGUAAUUUGAAAAAUUUGGUCUCAGAAUGGAAAGGCUGAUAUUAUCUCAGAAUAUGUUAAUAAAUUGAAAAUCUGGCUGAGGCUUGAUAAGCACUUACAUAAUUGUUAAGUACAAAACUGACCCAUGAAAUAUGUCACACAAAGAGACCAAGAACAAGAGGUAAAUCCUAUUUUAGUACAACGUUGAGGGUCCAGUUCCCUUUUCUUGGCACAUCCUAAAUAAUUGUCUCCGUUUCUUCCUCUGUUAGGACUUAAAAUACCCCAAGAGAAAGCUGUCAAGACCUCCAGUGGUAGUGAAGCCACAGUCACAUAACGAUCGUUUUCACAUCUGUGGGCCACCUGGCAUGUUACAGAAUUACAAGUUCUCUUCAAAUCAAUUUUAGCUCAGCUUACUUUAAAAACUUACCCUCUUUCUAAGCAAUGGCAUCGGUGAAAAUCGAGUUUAGUGCAUUAAUUAUAUUUUAUUCUCACAUUCACUAAAAGGAAUACAUACAAAUCAUUUGUGUCCCACGUAAAAUCAUCUGCUGACUCCAUUUAUUGCACCAUGGGAAGCACUGCACAGCAUCUAAUCUUCCCAAACCAACCAUUUUCAUUCUUUACAAAAUUUAAACUUGCAAGUGAGCUUCUAAUUUUUAAAACCUGACGAAGACAGUCAGAAGUUAUAGAUCGUUUAGAAAGUUGUGUCGGGGCUCCUGGGUGGCUCAGCUGGUGAAGCAUCUGACUCUUGAUUUCGGCUCAGGUCAUGAUCUCACAGUUUGUGAGUUCA